Messenger RNA from Diabrotica balteata, 942 nucleotides. The record is from the annotation of a GenBank genome assembly. NCBI's taxonomy places the organism in Eukaryota, Metazoa, Arthropoda, Insecta, Coleoptera, Chrysomelidae.
AUGAACCAAGCCACUGAAAAUAAUAUUGACAACAAUGACGAUAGUGAUACCAGUGAAGACGUUUUACAUUCUGAAAAUUGUUCAUCACGAUCAUCUACAUCUGCGACAGGUAAUAAACCACAACGCAACGAGUCUGCGACGAAAACUACGAAAACUACUAGUAAAUCAAACGAUAAAAUGUCAACUCCAACUCCGCAAAAGAGAAAAAUUUCAGAAGUGGCAUCUUUGGUUACGAAAAUAAAGUCGAUAAAGAAUAAUUUAAAUAGUACACCUACGGGUGAGCAUUCUACACCACACGAAAAUGAACAUGAUAUUUUUGGAACUUUUGUGAGUAGCCUACUGAAAAUGCACUACUUAUCUACUGCACGAGCUAUUGUGACUCGGGACAAAAUCAAUGCUAUCUUAUCUCAGGAUAUUGUUAACAAAACCGUUAAAAAAGCUUCAGCGAAUUAUACGAAUCCUGAGGAAAACGAAAAGUUUUAUGAGGGCGACAUCUUAAUACCUGAGAGUUCAUUGCGAAACGGCAUAGUUGGAGAGACAUUUAGAUGGGAUAAAGGAAUUAUUCCGUAUGUAAUAGCUGCAAAUUUUACUGCUGAACAAAUAAAAAUUAUUCAUCGAGCAUUCGCCACAUUCCAUGAAUACACAUGUCUAAAGUUCAUACCGAGAAAUCCUAACGAUCAAUAUUAUAUCAAUAUUACUGAUGAGUUUAAAUCGUACUGUUUUUCCUUCAUAGGAAGGCAAUUGAACAGAAUACAAACCGUAAAUCUUGGAAAUCGAUGUUUUAAAAAAUUGGGAACCACGAUACACGAGUUAAUGCAUGCAGCUGGUUUUUGGCAUGAACAAAGCAGAACUGACAGAGAUAAAUUUGUUAACGUUCUUAGAAGGAAUAUUAAAAAAGGCAAGUAUCCAAGUUUAAUAUCGUUUCUACCCGGAACCUCAUAA